AUGCGUUUCCCAGCAUUCACAACAUUUGUACGCACGCUCUACACUUUCGGCAACACAACUGCAAGAUUACUUCCACCUGCAACGCGGGGUAUCACGAUCACGAGCAGCCCCUUCCACUACAAUAACCGCGCAGCCAUCGUUCUCAAAUCUAUGCCAUCAAUCCCCUUCCUGAGCUCCUUCUUCGGCACAUCUACUCCUGCAUCAGAGAAAAUGUCGUAUCCCGACCAACGGUCCAAUGAUGAGUGGCGCGCAGUGUUAAACCCAGAACAAUUCCGCAUCCUCCGAGAAAAGGGCACUGAAGCCCCGUUUACAGGCGAGUACGACAAGCACCAACCCACGACCGGCGUGUACACGUGCGCCGCCUGCAACGCACCCCUCUACAAGGCAGACCAUAAAUUCAAAUCCGGCUGUGGCUGGCCCGCGUACUUCGAUAGCAUUCCCGGUGCCGUCACCAGACACACAGACAGCACAUUUGGCAUGCAGAGGACGGAGAUCGUCUGCAGCAACUGCGGCGGACACCUGGGCCACGUCUUCAAGGGCGAGGGAUACGCAACGCCGACCGACGAGAGGCAUUGUGUCAAUUCUAUAAGUUUGAAGUUCCAUGAAAAAGAGGACGGGAAGGACGGGGCUAAGUAA
Exophiala aquamarina CBS 119918 is the source of this 636-nucleotide messenger RNA. RefSeq lists its product as uncharacterized. Gene Ontology annotation, biological process: response to oxidative stress; protein repair. NCBI's taxonomy places the organism in Eukaryota, Fungi, Ascomycota, Eurotiomycetes, Chaetothyriales, Herpotrichiellaceae. The record is from RefSeq and is a predicted model, not a curated record. Gene Ontology annotation, molecular function: peptide-methionine (R)-S-oxide reductase activity. The transcript is spliced from 2 exons. Bases 1 to 636 code for a protein of 211 amino acids.